Molecule: messenger RNA, 327 nt
Organism: Trichoderma harzianum CBS 226.95
Lineage: Eukaryota; Fungi; Ascomycota; Sordariomycetes; Hypocreales; Hypocreaceae
Exons: 1
Coding region: 1-327 (108 amino acids)
Source: RefSeq, a predicted model, not a curated record
AUGGCUGGAGGCAAGGACGAACAGACGAAGCAUAUUCAGUAUCUACAAGAACAGAAACAACACGACAGCUAUUAUGUGGGCCUAAGGCGAAUGCCAUUGUACAAGGUUCAGAAGGGCAAAGAGAUUGGUGUCGGGUUCCACACCAAGAACAUCCCCGUGAGAACCUCCACCACCAUCAAGACCAUUACGUCUUGUCUCCCAGAAGUCACCAGCCGUCCGCUCUCCUGCCCACCUGGAGGCUGCCAUGUUGAUUCUCCGUCUCCAAUCACGACAUGGAAGCAUCGCUCUACCCCGUCAUCCGAGCCCGAUGGUAGGUAUGAAUUGUAA